GUGUGUGUGUGUGGGGUGUGUGUGUGCAUGCACACCUUAGGCAUGUAAAGUAUAUGUGGGCGAUGGCGAAGUGUGUGUCGCACUGAUUGAGAUAUGUAAACCGUUCCGUAGGAUUGGCAACCAGCAGGGCUGAGAUUGGCACACGUUCGCCAAUUCAUCAAGGCCUCUUCUCUCCCAGGUUCCUGCGUUCUUUCGGAUUCUUCCUCAUAGGAGAAACCUUGUCUCAGUCGAUUCUUACCGCCCACCCCCCCCAUUUCUUCUCCCUGCGUUCUGAUGACCUCUGAGUAAUGCUCACAGUCUUUCUCUUGUUUCCAGAAUUCCCCAUUACAGACUGAGGGGCCAGUAAACCGGCCUCUUUAUUCUGUUCUCUCUCCUUCAAAUAGGAAAGUAAUUGUUUUUAGUACAGUAUGUGAAAGUAGGCCCCAUUCCAAUCAUGAAAACUAAGUAUGAUACUUAAUUUUCUUUAAGUGAAGCUCUGGUUUCCCCCUCAAUCUCUUCCAAACCGGAAAAUUAACCAUCAUAAAUCUUUCAUUUAUGCUGCUUCAAGCCUCCAAUGAAAUGGUUUUUAAGAUAGGAGGGAUAUUUAUUGACAUCAACCUUCAAGUUAGACUCUUCUGAUCUACGCAGCAGUUGAACAAAUUUCAGUUGCAUAUGGUUUGAGUUUCUAUUUUACCCUUCCUGCGUUUUUUGAAGGCUUGGUUUUAUUUAUUUUAGAUUGAUAUUUUAUGCUGCUCUUUGUAUGCAAGGUUAGUGAUAUCAGAUGUAGUUGCCAUGUAUAGAUCUUUUUUGAAUUGAUACUAUGAUUUUGAUAAAUAUACCAGAAAAAAUCAAUGUUGAAUAUCUGGCUUGUCUUUAAAAAUUAUAAAGAUAAAAUGAUAAUUCAGUGGGUCUUCUCACUUCUGCAAGGAGGCCUUUUGUACCUCUGUGUCUUGAAAGGGCUUUUAUUUUGAUGGAAACCUGUGGGCCACACUGGGGGAGACACAUCCUGGAAUUUCCUCAAAUGGCAGUGAGCUUUCAAAAAACAAGUUCAGACAUGUCUAGGCAAUUGGUAGCCUUUGAUUUUCUCUUUAUAUUGCUGAUAUCUUUUAUCUGGAUGUUUUGCACCUUGGUUUACCUUCUCUUUUCUGAACUAGCAGCAUGUUGGGGCAGUUUGUCAUCAGUAGACCCAGUAUCUAAAGACCAGACUUCUCGUCGUCCACUGGAUUAUGCCCAACGCUUUUCUACCCAAUGAUCCUCUUGCAACACGCCGGGCUUCCUCCACCUAAGCGGCCCUCGUCCUCUCCUCCUAUGUCAGUGGCCACCAGGUCUACAGGAACCUUGCAGCUUCCGCCACAGAAGCCUUUUGGGCAGGAGGCUUCCUUGCCUCUGGCAGGGGAAGAAGGGUUACCUAAGGGAGGGGAUCAAGACUCUGCCCUGGAGGACCUCUGUAAGCCCCUGUACUGCAAGCUCUGCAAUGUCACCUUGAACUCAGCACAGCAAGCCCAGGCUCAUUAUCAGGGUAAAAACCAUGGUAAGAAACUCCGAAAUUACUAUGCUGCGAAUAGCUGUCCUCCUCCUACCAGGAUGAGCAAUGCAGUGGAGCCUGCGGCUACUCCAGUUGUUUCAGUCCCUCCGCAGAUGGGCUCCUUUAAGCCAGGAGGCCGAGUGAUCCUGGCCACAGAGAACGAUUACUGUAAGCUCUGUGAUGCCUCCUUUAGUUCUCCGGCAGUGGCCCAGGCUCACUAUCAAGGGAAGAAUCAUGCCAAGAGGCUGCGGCUGGCGGAAGCUCAGAGUAACUCAUUCUCGGACUCCUCAGAGGUGGGUCAGCGGAGGGCCAGGAAAGAAGGGAAUGAAUAUAAAAUGAUGCCUAAUAGGAGAAAUAUGUAUACGGUACAGAACAAUUCAGCAGGUCCUUACUUCAACCCCCGCUCCCGGCAGAGAAUUCCGCGUGACCUGGCCAUGUGCGUUACUCCCAGCGGCCAGUUUUACUGCUCCAUGUGUAAUGUUGGGGCUGGCGAAGAGAUGGAAUUCCGGCAGCAUUUAGAAAGCAAGCAACAUAAAAGCAAGGUGUCUGAACAGCGGUACAGGAAUGAGAUGGAGAACCUGGGCUAUGUAUAGUGAUUGCCAUGUUCAGAUAGAGCACCUUGACCUGCCUGAUGUUUACCUUGUCAACAUGCCUUGCUUUGUGGUCCUUUUGAUAUGAAUACAUUCCUCUGCUUAACAUGAAUACAUGUAACCCGCAGUGGUACCAUGAGAUGUCAAAACUGGGGGAGGAAAAGAAUGUGCUUCUUAGGUCCUAAUGCUUUUUCAGGUCAGUUGUGUUGAGCUGUUUAUCAGCAUGUGACCUAACUACCCCCUCAGAAACAACUUUUUAUCUUGACCAAGUUGUGGUCAACUAGUAGCCUGACUGCUUAGAGUUAUGACUAUUUAGAAAUUUCAUCCUCCAUUGUGUUUUUAGUUUUCUGUACUGUUAAGUAAAGGAUUUUACUGAGUUCUUACUUCCUAUCAUGGUAAAAACACGGAAGCAGAGAUUGGAGUGUCCCAAGGGUUCAUUGGAACCACCACCUCAGUGCUUUGUCAGGAGGUUAGUCUGUUGUAAACAGCAUGGAGUCUUUCACGAGGCAUUCCCCCGUUUAUCAUGUUCCUCCUUAUUGAAAUGCAGGUUUUCUUGAAUUCACACACUGUGUGUGUGUGUGGUGUGUGUACGUACUGCUGAACAGCUAAGCUUCAUUUCGAGGUGUGGAUUUCACACCUUUAAAUGCCACCUUUUUCCCUCCUCUUUUUUUUUUUAAGUUGAAAGUCAGUUUGUCUAUGAAGCUUAUUUUUAUGCCACAGCUGUGCUGUGGGUUUUCCAAGCCCCACUUUUGAAUAUCUACUGAGUUUAAGAUGGGUAUGACUUUUUAAAAGUUGUGGUUUUUGGCUGGCUUUAGGAAAUGUCAAGAUGUGUUUAAUUUUUCAAUUGAAAAGUACUUGUUCCUUGGUAGUAACAUUCGCUUAUAUGAUGGUCUCGACUGUAAGUUCAGAUCUCUUGAUAUUUUGGCAGAAUUUUUAAGUCAUAUAAUUCUUACACUUCACUUACAGUCUUUUCUGUUCAGCCAGUGUGUACAGCUACAUACUGUUUCAUAGACAGAGAGGAAUUUUUAAAAAAGUUAGUCAAAUUUCAGUUUCAUCAUUUCCAGUAGAAAAAUACUUUGAUUUUAGAGCCAGUUUUCUUCUUUGUAAAAUGAAUCUUUAAAGAAUUCCUUGAAGAUACUGAAAAUAUAGAUUACUUUGUAUCUGAUAAUAAUUCUGAUCUGAUAAUAAGUAUUAUUCUUUUUUUUCUUCUUUUAAAAUAAGAAGCUAUAGUGUAUGUCUAGAUUAACUAAUGGAGUACUCCGUGGACUUCCAUUAACUCAAUUCUAUUUACUAUAUGUUAUUUUACAUGGAUAAGACUGGUGCUCAUUCAUGCUUCUUUUGAAAGGCCACUUUCAUUAGGAAAUUUAUCUUGAGCAGUAUCUUUCACUAUGGUCAAUUCACGUUUGAUUGCCUAUCUUACUAAAUAAAAACAAAACACCUGUUUUUCCUGAUAAUUUAUAGGUAAGUAGGUGGGGAGAAGGGAAAUUAUAAUCAUCAUUCCUUUUCUCUAAUACUUUUGAACAAUCUAGAUCCAUACUUAUAUAUAUUAGUUUUGCUAUUAACCUUGAUACAGGAUCAAGUUACACUCUUCUGUUGAAGUGGUAGUUUAUUGAAAAGUAGAAUUGUUCGUGGAAAGGUGUGCUUCUCCCAGAUACAGAAGAAUGAAAUAAAGUUCUGUUGAGAUUCUAUCUGGACCUGUGACUCCUUGUAUAAUAACCUAUUUUUGCAGUAAUCUAUAAAGUACAGCGGAUUAGUUUAGGGCAGUUUAGUGCUUAUCUUAUUGACUCAUAGGUUACUCUGCUGCUAAGUAUAAUUUUUUAGUAGAUUUUAAUAUUACAGUGCUGGCCACUUGGUUCUAUGAUUAUUUAAAAAUCUCAUUUUCUGUUUCGACAUACGUAUAGAUGUGAUACCAUAGAGAGAAUUUCAUUGAAUCUUUUUUUUUCCUUUUUUUCAGAUAACAGGAAAAGAUUGUGGCUAUGAAUUUAUGUUUUGUAAAAGUGACAUUUCAUCCACUUUCAGUUUUUCCAUUGCAAAUAGAAUUAAAGGAUGGGUUUCCCCGCUCUCCCCACUUAACAAUCGUGUUGUAUACAUAGAAAAAUCAUUGGACUUUAGGGCUUGAUUUUUUUCCAGGCCUUGUGUAUUCAGGUUUCCAAUUUCCCAGUGCCCUUAAUGGAUGUUACGAAUGCAUAAGUGUAUUUUCUUUUAAAGAAAGAAGUUAGAUUUAUAGUGUUAUUUCUUACUUGCUCUAUUUUCUUUGCACUAAAAAAAGAGCGAUGCGUUUGUUUUAUAUGACACUUUAGAUACCAUAUUGCCUACGAUAACUUAGUUUGCUCCUUAAUUUCCAAACUCUAGGAAGUAGGUAAAUAACUUCCAUGAUCAUAUGUAGAAGUUACAUGCACAUCCAAAAAAAAAAUAAAUAAAAAUCACAAGUCUUUAUGACAGUGGGUUGUGUUUUGGGCUUGCUACCUUGUAAUAUUUUCCUGUGUCCUGUUGCUUAAACAGAGGGUGAAAGAGGUAGUCAGGCAGGAAAUGCCUAAAUAACUACAUCUCUGCAUGGUACUGUGUCUCCUACUCAUGCAUUCCUUACAGGCAAUGUUUCUUCCUGUCAAAACAGGCUGUUGUUACUAUUGCAGUCACUGAUACGUGAUCUCUGUUGGUUUCAUUUUGUGAAGUCCAGCCCUGCUGUGUAAUGUGCUUUAGGAUUUGCCCACUGUUCCCCACCCUCCCGAGAAUCAUCUUUGUAUCUUCUCAUAUGCUGUAUAUAAGGACAAACAGAGACCCAAACAACUGAAAAGCUUUAGUCAGAAAACGCGAGUAGAUUUCAGUCUUCGUUUUCAAGAGGAACUCAUAGCAUCCAAGUCUCUUCUUUGUGACUCUCCUUGUGUUAAGUUGUCAUUCCAAAUCAAAACUGGAAGAUAACAGAAACUCUUUUAAGGUAGUGAGGGCAAGAAGUUGUAAGGGAAAAAUCCCAUAUUCCAACUAAAAGAUUGGAUUGCAUAUGCCUUGGAAGUAGUUUUUCCAAAAAAAAGUUAAGUUACACAACUGAGUGUGCCGUGUACUCCUUUUGACUCCAUGCUGAUCAGAAGAUACUUUGUGGGUCUCGUCUUCGUAUGUCAUGUACUGCAGCUUGUAGAUACGAGCAUGUUCUUUAUUACGUUUGUCUGCUUAUCUCUUAUUGCACUGAAUUCUGCAAGGCGAAUCAUUUUUUUAUACUGUUUAUUUUAAAAAGGUUCCUCUGCCAACUCUUCCCCCUUCUUAGUUAGUUAAUAAACCUAGAAAACCAUUUAGAAUUUUGGAACUCUGAAUGAAGAAUCUGGGCUAUCUGAGAUCAUUCUUAUGUCCCUCUGACUUAAACAGCUAAAGGGGAGCUUGUCACCUUCCUGCUUGUUUUCACAAAGUGAUUCGAUAGAGCUAGUAUUGUAUGCUUGCUUAUAAAUAACUAUCUACAGUUUUGAACAAGGAUAAAAAGAGAAAUCUAUAUGUAUUUAUGUUAAAUACAUAUCUAUUAGUGAUAUCCGGUUAAGUCUUCCUCUGUAGAUAGAGUCUAAGGAGUAGUGGUGGGAUUCACGAUUCCUUUGCCCCUGAAUUGACCGAGACUGGAAGCGGUGACAGUUCAAGGACUGUCUAGUGACUUACAUGAGUCUUGCUUAUGUCAGGGGAGACAACUCUUCUGCAUAGUAUUCUCUACAGAGAGGCGCGGGAUUGGUGGAUUUGGGACCGAAUCUAUUUUGUUUCCUCAAAUCUGGAACUUAGAUUGGAAGUACUCUCUUAGGACUUUGGUGAGGCAUGUCUGAAGGUCAGUAGAACUUCUUUAGAAAUAAAUUGAGAAAUGUUCUCUCAGUGUGGGAAAAAUUAAUGUAGGCUUUGGAACAAAAUAUUUUUUAAAAACUACCUUAUCUUUUUUUUUUUUUUUUAAACCAGCCAAAUCAUCAUUCAGGAGUUUCAUAUAUAAUAAGAAGUGUUUUGUUUUGUUGGGGGAACCCCUGCCGUCGUGAGCUAUUACUGUCCAUCUAGCUGAAUGCACAAAUAGCUGUGUAAAUAGAUUCUCAUGAGACAUUCCUCCUGAUAGCUGUUUGACUUUUUCUGCCCGUUAGGACUGGGAGGAUCAUUUGUGAGCUCCCUUUCUGAGCAGCUACCAAAAAAAGUACUGGCUUAUGGUCCUCUGUGACCCUGUCUCCGUUAAGCCCAGAAUAUGAGUGCCUUUAGCAAGUGUUAGCAUUUCACAGAGAGAAGAGAUGACCGGACUGUUGCCAUUAGUCACAAUUUAUAAAACAGGCGCUUGGAACAACCAAGAUCUGUGUGAAUUGUAUUCUAACACCUUUUUGUUUAUUUAAAUGCUGUCUCAAUUUGAUACCGAGUAAAACCAUUAUUGUUAUCGAUCAGGAACCAUACGCCCUGAAAAUGAAUCUGGUUGUCUCAGGUUGCCAACAAUUCAUAGACUAUUUUUCACCUUGCUCUGUGUUACGUUUCUAUCAGUGACUGGUAGUACAGUGGAUUGGGGAGAGCUUGACACAGAUGUCUGGAAAAACUCUAUUUCAGUGUCUUUUAAAAACCUGUUUGUUCUGUAGAGAAGACAGAAUUAUGUAUUUGCAAAUACAGUAUGUGAAGAGACCAUCUUGUGCAAUAAUGUAAAUUGCGUUAGUUCAUCUCUACAUUUAAAAGAGGCAUCUUCAGAAAUGAGGCCUUUAGAGGAAAAAUUUCCUUACUUCAAUUAAUUUAAAAUUCUAAAUUGAGUGCUUUAAGUCUUUAAAGCACACUGCUUAAUUAAUUUUAUUGUAGAAAUGUUAACAUUUUAUUAUGAAAAUGUUCAAACAUCCUCACAGCUGAACAGGGUUGACAACAUACCUGCCACUUAGAUUCUACGGUCAACAUCUAUUAUAUUUGUACCAUCUCUCCAUCCCUGUAGCCAUCAAUCCAUUGUUCCUUUUUUUCUUAAAUACAUUUCAAUGUAAAUUGCAGACAGUACACUCCUGUUAAAUACUUUAGCAUGGUGUCAUUAAUGAGAGUUUUAUAUUUGUUUAAAUAUUAAUAUCAUUUUGAAAGCAGUGUGAUAAUGUUGAUAACCUGAGGCAAUUAGCAUAAUCUUUUUUUUCCUUUUUCUUCUGUGGACUUUAGUUUUCCAGUUUCUGUUUUUCUCUGUGCUUGGGGUGGGAGUGGUGGGAACCAAACCCAUUGCUGUUGAGUCGAUUCCAACUCAUAGCAACCCUAUAGGACAGAGUAGAACUGCCCCAUAGAGUUUCCAAGGAGCUGCUGGUGGAUUCAAACUACUGACCUUUUGGUUAGCAGCUGUAGCACAUAACCACUAUGCCCCUAGGGUUUCCACUCAGAGGGAAGACAACUCCUUUUCAAAUUGGAGUUUUCUGGUAUGGUCACUUUAAAUGCUUAAUUAUCAUAAAUUUAAAAGUUUCACGAUAAGAAUGUUUUCUUUAUCCCUCUUCUUAAGAUGCAGUUUUGUUGAGCAAUGUAACUUCUUAAAAAAAAACAAAAAACUGUAGAUUACUGAUUGGGGUUGAUUAAAAGCGUAUACCUCAUUUUAACCUAUUGCUGCUCUUCUUACUGUUGUCACUUCUUUCGGCCCUUUCACUACUUUUAGCUGUUCUAUCAGACAAGAGGGGAGUACAGGAAAUGGCCAAACCCAUAUGUGAUGAGCCGUUUGAAACAACUCUUGGCAAACAAGUAGCUUAGAAAGUCAAAACUAUUUGUAUAAAGCCUUUGAAUUCCCUGAUAAUUGUCACUGUCUGUCCUUCCCCUAGUCAUAAUUAGCAGGAUUAAGAAUGAUUGCACUGUAUAAAGAAUUGUUGAAAUUGUGAGCCUUAGGGACCAUCUUUAGCUUUAGUACUGUCCAGAGAUUUUCUUGACUUAUGCCUUUAUUUUUCCAUUCACUUUUUGUGGACAAAAUCUGAAGAACUUAAGUGACUUCUUCUAGGUCAUGACGAUUCGGCAGAUAAGUGAGAACUGAAAGUUAAAUGCUCCUGAUUCAUAUUAUUGUAUUUGUUUGAGGAGACUCAUGGCUUCCAAAAUCACUGAACACUUCCUUUGGGCCCAUACAUGGAAAAUAUGUAUUUUUACUAAUUAGGCUUUUCUUUUUAGACCUUUCAGGACUCUGAACUUAAAGACUUUAUCAGUAAGCCCAAUGCAGUUGCUGAACAUCUCACUGUACUGUUGAAUACUAAUAAUGCAGGUUUCAUUAGAUUUCUUUUUGCAUUUAAAUGACCUUCAUGAUUCACUCAUGACUUUCUAUGUAAGUGCUUCAGUGACCCCCUCACUAGUGAAAAUAAAUGUACUCUAUCACUGAUGAUACGUGUUAUUCUCUACAUGAUAUAUUUUUUUAAGGAAAAGUAACCCUAUAUGUUAUGAUGAAUGUUAAUACCCUAGGGUAAAGCACAUAUAAAGCAGUUUAUUUCUAUUCUGCAAAUCUGACAUUUAGAAGAACAAAACUUACUUUUAGAGUGGCUGGUCGUCGUUUUGCCUUCUUUUGGCACUUGGGUACCUUUUUGUGGUUUUGUAAAUCAGUGUCAUUUGGUAAGAAUUUCCUGUGGCUUCUACAUUUAUUGGUGUUCACCUGGUGGUGUCCUUGACGUAACAGUUUAGUUUGAGUGUGGUGUGUCUGCUUUGAAAUGCCUUACAAGAGGAUGUCACACACUGCUCUGAAGCAUUCCAUGUGUUUGCUAGAACAAUACAUUGCCUCUCCUGGGUGUCUAUUCUAGAUCCCGAAGCAAACUGAUGCCGCUUUCCCUGCUAAAGUUGCAUUUUAGUGCAGUUACUGCUUUCAAUUAGAGAAUAAAAUUGUGGAAAACCAAGGGAGAUUUUUGAACCGUUCAUUUAAAGGCAUGGCAGACUUCUCAAACUGCUUUUGCUAUUUUACUAGACCUGCUUCUCUGAUGAAGGAUAUAAGCUUUAAAAAAAAAAAAAAAGCCAGCCCAAACUGUAUGAGAUUGGUGGUUUCCUAAAAUUUUCUUGGAAUAUCUCACAGGGAUUUAAGAUCUGUGUAUGCUGUUGGGGCUAAGUGCCAGUCACCACUUUGGAAAUGCUGUUUGUGUCUACAGCAAUGACGAAAGUGUCGUGGGAUUGAAACCAAUCAACUGUGAAUUGUGAAAUUGAAAUCGCUUUUUCUGUUUUAUUAUUUUUGUUUAGCAUAUUGAAUAUUGAAAUCUGAAAGUUAUUUAAAAUUUACACUGCUUAUGUUGAUGGCUCAUUUUGGCUGUGUAUCCUCACUUCUGUACUGAUUUCUGAUAAAGGCUUGAUGUUAUUACAACAGG
Molecule: messenger RNA, 9353 nt
Organism: Loxodonta africana (African savanna elephant)
Lineage: Eukaryota; Metazoa; Chordata; Mammalia; Proboscidea; Elephantidae
Gene: ZMAT3
Product: zinc finger matrin-type 3
Exons: 6
Coding region: 1228-2097 (289 amino acids)
Molecular function (GO): nucleic acid binding; zinc ion binding
Source: RefSeq, a predicted model, not a curated record